Messenger RNA from Cariama cristata (Red-legged seriema), 591 nucleotides. Its product is annotated as olfactory receptor 14J1-like. The transcript has a single exon. Gene Ontology annotation, molecular function: olfactory receptor activity. Lineage: Eukaryota; Metazoa; Chordata; Aves; Cariamiformes; Cariamidae. Gene Ontology annotation, biological process: G protein-coupled receptor signaling pathway. The record is from RefSeq and is a predicted model, not a curated record. Gene Ontology annotation, cellular component: membrane.
ACCAUCAUGACCUACGACCGCUGCGUUGCCAUCUGCAACCCCCUGCACUACGGGACCCUCCUGGGCAGCAGAGCUUGUGCCCACAUGGCAGCAGCUGCCUGGGGCACUGGGUUUCUCACUGCUGUCCUGCACACAGCCAAUACAUUUUCCCUACCCCUCUGCCAAGGCAAUGCCCUGGAUCAGUUUUUCUGUGAAAUCCCCCACAUCCUCAAGCUCUCCUGCUCACAAUCCUACCUCAGGGAAGUUGGGCUUCUUGUGGUCAAUGCUUCAUUGCUCUUUGUGUGUUUUGUUUUCAUCCUUUUCUCCUAAAUGCUGAUCUUGAGGGCCAUGCUGAGGAUCCCCUCUGAGCAGGGACGGCACAAAGCCUUUUCCACGUGCCUCCCCCACCUGACCGUGGUCUCCCUCUUUGUCAGCACCACUUUUUUUGCCUACCUGAAGCCCUCCUCCAUCUCCUCCCCAUUGUUGGAUCUGGUGGUGUCAGUUCUGUUCUCAGCAGUGCCUCCAGCAGUGAACCCUCUCAUCUACAGUAUGAGGAACCAGGAGCUCAAGGAUGCAGUGAGGAAAAUGAUGCUUUUCAGAAGCAGAAAUUGA